CUUCCUACCAUCAACCAAGCCAUGGAAAGUUCAAAAUGUGUUUCCUUUAUUCUUCUGCUUCUUCUUCUUCCAUCUUCAUAUCCAAUAAGUUUUCAGAUACCCAACUUUACCCCUAGUCCCAAUUACAUUCUCUACCAAGGAGAUGCAGAGUCUUCCUCUGGAAUGGUGGAGUUAACCAGCAAGGUUGAACCCUUUCGUGUUGGUUGGGUCACAUAUGCAAAUGAAGUCUUGAUGUGGGACUCCAACUCGGGAAAGCUUUCAGACUUUACUUGUCAUUUCUCCUUCAGCAUUAAUGUGUCGGGUCCAAAUAUGACCAAUGAUGGAAUUGAGUUCUUCCUUGCUCCUGUUGGAUUUCAAAUCCCACCCAACUCUGGUGGUGGCUACCUUGGCCUAUUCAACACCACAACAAGAGAUUCCUCUUCAAAUAGGAUCAUCUCAGUGGAAUUUGACACUUACCGGAACCCUGAAUGGGAUCCUAUGGAGGUCCAAACUCAUGUGGUACUAGUGAUUGUUCUUCUCAUUGGAACACUUUUAGCAUAUGUGAUUAUAAGGCAAAGAAAGAAGGUAACUAAAAGGGCAGAGGUAACAAAUUUAACAUCUAUCAAUGAUGAUUUUGAGAUGGGCACCGGACCGCGAAGGUUUUCAUACCAAUAUCUUGCCUCUGCUACUAACGAUUUCUCUCAAGAUAGGAAAUUGGGUGAAGGAGGUUUUGGUGUAGUUUAUAGAGGCUAUCUAGCCGAUGUAGACAUGUUGAUUGCUGUAAAGAAAAUUUCUAAAGGAUCAAAACAAGGAAGAAAGGAGUAUGUAAUAGAGGUGAAGACCAUUAGUCAGUUAAGGCAUCGAAAUUUGGUGCAGCUUAUUGGUUGGUGUCAUGAAAGGAGCGAGUUCUUGCUUGUUUAUGAGUUCAUGUCAAAUGGUAGUCUUGAUUCUCAUCUCUUUGGCAAAAAAAGUCCUUUUCCUUGGCAUAUAAGGUAUAGAAUAACACUUGGAUUGGCCUCGGCAAUUCUGUAUCUUCACGAAGAGUGGGAGCAGUGUGUGGUGCAUAGGGAUAUUAAGUCCAGUAAUGUAAUGUUGGAUUCCAGUUUUAAUGUUAAGCUUGGUGACUUUGGGUUGGCUAAGUUGAUGAACCAUGAGUUAGGUCGAAUUACGACAGGGUUGGCAGGUACUUUUGGCUACUUGGCUCCAGAGUACAUAAGUACAAGGAAGGCAAGUAAAGAGUCAGAUGUGUUUAGUUUUGGGGUGGUGAUAUUAGAGAUUGCUACUGGAAGAAAAUCUACAGAUCGAAUGGGGGAAGAGUCUGAUUUGGGGUUGGUGGAGUGGGUUUGGGAUCUUUACGGGAAAGGAAGACUUCAUUCCGGUGUUGAUGAGAGAGUGAGGAAGGAUUUUGAUGAGAAACAAGCAGAAUGUUUGAUGAUUGUUGGAAUGUGGUGCUCUCACCCUGAUAGCAGCUUAAGGCCAUCAAUUCGGCUAGCAAUUCAGGUUUUAAAGUUUGAGACAACAAUGCCAAAUCUUCCUGCAAAAAUGCCUGUACCUAUGUAUCGUGUACCUACACCAUUAGCUAACUUUAGAGAACCUUCUAUUUCUUAUUCUAGCAUAGAGGCAGGUCGUUAAGACAUGAUUUAGUCAACUUUUCAUCAAAUAAAAUAUCUGGUUAUCU
Messenger RNA from Rubroshorea leprosula, 1657 nucleotides. NCBI's taxonomy places the organism in Eukaryota, Viridiplantae, Streptophyta, Magnoliopsida, Malvales, Dipterocarpaceae. The record is from the annotation of a GenBank genome assembly.